Messenger RNA from Diatraea saccharalis (sugarcane borer), 390 nucleotides. The record is from the annotation of a GenBank genome assembly. NCBI's taxonomy places the organism in Eukaryota, Metazoa, Arthropoda, Insecta, Lepidoptera, Crambidae.
AUUGCGUCAAAUCAAAAAAUUUUGAAGUGGUUUUUGGGGUUACGAGUAUAUGGCGAUCAUACGGUUCCUCCGCAGGAACUUAGUGAGUAUAUCGUUCCCUACAAUCACUGUGACUCUAAUUUACUUGGACUGGAAUUAUACUAGGAAUUGGAAAGCUCAACAAAAACAGAAAUAAGAUGGCACUCUUUGGUAUAACAACACGCUAUGUUUGGUUUGCAGUGCCAUUAUCUGGCUUCUUUUUUGGCAAAUUUUUAGAUGAUCAAGAGACACUCAGGAUGACUAAUUUUAGAGAUAAAUCAUGUUUGUAUGGUGGUAGAGUGAAGGAAGGUGAUCUACCAUCUUGGCCUUGAAUAAUAAAAUGAUGUAGUGAAGAUGUAAUAAAUAUUGUGU